AUGAGCCAGGUUAUCGAAGAGGUCAAGGCCUUCCUCGCAGGAUCCCAAGAAACCUUGAGUCUGCCACCUAUGGACCCACACACGAGAAAGGGCGUCCAUGAGUUGUCGCACAAGCUCGGUAUCAAGUCCAAGUCGAUCGGAGGCGGCGAUCAGCGUAGACCAGUGCUGUACAGGACGAAAAAGACGUCAUACAACGAACGGGAAUUCGAGCAGGUCAUUGUGAUGAUCAAGAGAAGAUUCGGCCGCCAACCAUCGUUCAAGGCGGAUAGCAGGAAAAACAGGCAAGGCCAAAAGGGACCGAAGGGACCAAAGGGCUCAAAGCCGCUAGGUCGAUCCGGCGGCGGCGCUUUUAGCUAUCACGAAGGCGAAGUCAUUGGCGCGUCGGCGCCAGAGCUGGGGACUGAGAAUCGAGGCCGAGCCAUGAUGGAGAAGAUGGGCUGGAGCACCGGGACGCCUCUUGGCGCCAGCGACAAUCAGGGUAUCCUGCAUCCUGUGAGCCAAACGAUGAAAAAAUCCCGGGCGGGCCUCGGACAGGAGUAA
Trichoderma reesei QM6a is the source of this 540-nucleotide messenger RNA. RefSeq lists its product as uncharacterized. The transcript is spliced from 2 exons. Lineage: Eukaryota; Fungi; Ascomycota; Sordariomycetes; Hypocreales; Hypocreaceae. Gene Ontology annotation, molecular function: nucleic acid binding. The record is from RefSeq and is a predicted model, not a curated record. Bases 1 to 540 code for a protein of 179 amino acids.